Talaromyces amestolkiae is the source of this 990-nucleotide messenger RNA. RefSeq lists its product as uncharacterized. The transcript has a single exon. The record is from RefSeq and is a predicted model, not a curated record. Gene Ontology annotation, cellular component: membrane. NCBI's taxonomy places the organism in Eukaryota, Fungi, Ascomycota, Eurotiomycetes, Eurotiales, Trichocomaceae. Gene Ontology annotation, molecular function: transferase activity, transferring alkyl or aryl (other than methyl) groups. Bases 1 to 990 code for a protein of 329 amino acids.
AUGUUAUCAACAACAAGCCCUCCUCCUACUAAAUCUGAAAAACAGACUGGGGACGCGCCUGCCAAACAAAGUCUUCCUGAAAAACCUCCUCUCUCUGUACUAGGAAUUAUCUACCGUGAGCUAGAAGUGACGAGACGACUCCUGAAAUCCAACUUCAUAGGAUUUGUUUUCAUCUUCAUCGGUGGAUUCCUGUCUAGGGUUGUCCGUUCACCGUUGCCAGUGGCGGACACGGCCAUAGCAGCAGUGAAGGCCUCGAUUUUAGACAUUGCUUGCAAUUAUGUCUUUGAUAUCUGCAACCAGACUACUUCUCCCGAAGAGGACUAUCUGAAUAAACCGCAUCGUCCCAUUCCCGCAGGCUUAAUUACCAUUGACCAAGCAAAGACUCGGUGGUUCGUAUCGUGGACAUUUGUUCCCCUCGUCCUAUACUACCUUUGUGGAUUUUGGGCCAUGGUACAUCUGUUCGAGUGGGAGUUAUUGAUUGCGAUUUGUUACGUUCUGGGGUUCUUCUCCUACUUUAUGCGCAAUUUUUUCGCCGCCUUCUCCUACUGUAUUCUGGGACGACUCCUGAAUCAAGUCCUAGCAAGAGAUAUACCAGCCUGGGACUUAAGCUUUGUAAUCGACUUCACUAUAUUCGUGUGGUUCAUGGGAACCAUUCACGUGCAGGAAUUUCAUGACCUAGAAGGCGACCGGAAGAGCAAUCGAAAAACCCUUCCAAUGCUGCUUUCUGAACGAGGUGUCAAAGUUUUACGUGUUUGCACAUCUGUCUUCGCUCUGGGGUUCGGAAUCGGGUUGGCCUAUCUCGGGUACCAAAAGAAGGAUCAAGGAAUUCUCAUUGCCCCGAUCUCUGUGUUGCAAUUAGCGUCAUCGGCCGUUCUUUCUUAUAGAAUUACAGCUUCGACAUCGCCCGAGAUGGAUCGGAAGACUUACCACGUUUACUACUACAUUCCGGUUUUAUUCAUAUUACUCUCACUGGUUUUGGUAAUAGAAUAA